This is a messenger RNA of Archocentrus centrarchus (flier cichlid), 420 nucleotides long. Its product is annotated as cysteine-rich venom protein-like. The record is from RefSeq and is a predicted model, not a curated record. NCBI's taxonomy places the organism in Eukaryota, Metazoa, Chordata, Actinopteri, Cichliformes, Cichlidae.
AUGCACGUGAUCAGUUUUCAUUUAGGCACCUUCCUGGCCACCACGACUGAGAAGAAUGAGGUUGUAAACAAGCACAAUACUCUGAGGAGAAAUGUUCAGCCUACUGCUGGCAACAUGAAGAAGAUGUCUGCUCCGAACAACGAGGCUGGAACCAAUGCUGAGAAAUGGGCCAAAACCUGCUCUAUGAGUUACAGCCCUGCCAGCACCUGUGGCUGUGGGGGAAAUCUGUAUAUGUCCCGGUUUAAGAACAGGUGGAGUAACAUAAUCCAGACCUGGUUCAACGAGGUGAAGGACUUCAGCCAUGGAGUGGGAUCUAUUAAUGGAGGAUGGGGCUACAACCACCCAAAUAUGGCCUCUUGGUGACCCGCCUCCUGCAAGUGCACCAAUCAGAUUAUAAUAAAUGGACUGGUUCUUAUAUAG